This is a messenger RNA of Cladocopium goreaui, 1391 nucleotides long. NCBI's taxonomy places the organism in Eukaryota, Dinophyceae, Suessiales, Symbiodiniaceae. The record is from the annotation of a GenBank genome assembly.
GUCUCCAGCGUCCAGCGCCGCGCAUUGGACUGGACAAGUUGGUUGCUUGGACCUUGAUUUCAGAGCAAAGCUGGCGGAAACCCGCCCGGAACCUACCACAACCCGGCAAAACCUGGCGGAACCUGGCGGAACCCGGCGGAACCCGGCGGAACCCGGUGGAACCCGGCGGAAACCUGGCGGAAACCUGGCGGAACCCGGAAAAAAGUAAGUUGAAGGGGGGUUCCGCUGGGUUCCAGGCUUUCUCAGGUCAGUUCCGCCGGGUUUUGCCGGGUUUGCGCCACGAGGUGAAGGGAAAAGGUGUGGCCUCCGCGUACUGUGGCGGGAACCGGAGUGGGAACCGGAGUGGCAGUACCUUCGAGACAAAGCCUCUGAAGCGUGCCAGCGCUUGGGCCGCAGCGCCACAGCGUGAGCGCGUCAUGGCCGAGAUCCCCAAGUCGAACGGCGCCGCCAAGAGCCCUGUCGCCGACGCCAAGGCAGCCUCGCCCACUACGCCCGUCAAGAGCCCUGUGGCGAAGGUUGAAGAAAAGCCCCUGGAAUCGCCGUCGCGCUUGGUGGCACUCAAGGAGGAGGGGGCCAAGGUAUUGACCGACGCCAAAGCCAAGGCACAAGAGGUGGCGCGCAAGGUUCAGUCCGCAGAGCCUGUGAAUUCUGUGAUGACCAAGGCUUCACAGAUGAGGAGCUCUGCCACCACCGCGGCUGCGGAUGCCUCGGGUGCAGUGAUGGAGUGCUUGUCGAAGCUGAAGAGCGCGGCAGGUGAGAGCUACACGUCCUUGAAAGAGAACGGUCUCAAAAGCUGGUGUUCCGAAAAUCUCGAAGCGGCCAAGGGAUUUUCUAUGCGUCAAGUGCAGUGGUCCGUGGAGACCACGAAAGGCUUGGUGGACUCUGUGAAGACAACGGCGCAUGGCAAGCUGCAGGAGACCUUGACGAGCAUCAAGGGCACCUACGCGAAGGGCAAGAGUCAUGUGGUGAAUGCCUUGGACACUGCCAAGGGCAAGGCGACUCAGGCAUUGGACACUGCCAAGGGCAAGGCGACUCAGGCGCAACAGAAGGCCAAGGAGGUGGUCCAGGACAAGCACGUUCAGGCCACGGCCGCCGGAGCGCUGGGGGGCGCGGCCACCCUGGGUGCCAGUGGCGGGGCCACCGGCCUGGCGGCUGGAACCGUGGUCGGUGCGGCCAUCGGCGUGCUGCCGGCGCUCUUCACCUUCGGCUUGUCCAUUCCCGUGGGCGCGGCCAUCGGCGGAGGAGCAGGUCUGGCCGUUGGCGCCUCCGUAGGCACCAUGGCCGGCAGCGUCACCGGCGGCGCGGCCGGGUAUCAGGCCUACGCCAAGAGGGAGCAGAUCGGCGAGUUUCGCACCAACACGGUGAACAAGGUUACAAGCGGUGUGGAUGCA